Molecule: messenger RNA, 2099 nt
Organism: Betta splendens (Siamese fighting fish)
Lineage: Eukaryota; Metazoa; Chordata; Actinopteri; Anabantiformes; Osphronemidae
Product: CDP-diacylglycerol--glycerol-3-phosphate 3-phosphatidyltransferase, mitochondrial
Exons: 11
Coding region: 103-1734 (543 amino acids)
Biological process (GO): cardiolipin biosynthetic process
Cellular component (GO): mitochondrion
Molecular function (GO): CDP-diacylglycerol-glycerol-3-phosphate 3-phosphatidyltransferase activity
Source: RefSeq, a predicted model, not a curated record
ACAUAUAGGUACAUGAAAUCCACAGUACUUAGUAGAAAUACGUUGUGCCUGUGAAUUCGCAGUUUGUCAAUAAAGUUGAUUCAAAGUGUCGCUGCUGCAGCGAUGGCGGCUCCCAUGUCCUGGAGGAGGCUGCUCUACUCCAAGUACUCACCGGUCAUCGCUGGCGUUUUCACACGAAUAUCGGAUCAGCUCUUCCGAGCUCGGGACAGAAGACGAGGCUCCGUGCUGCUGCUGGCUCCUCUGCUGGCCCAGGCCGACCCGGCCCCCCGACGCGCCUCCAGCCCCACGGGCCCAGCCGGCGCCCAGCGCACCCACGGCCUCUGCAGCCACUUCCGAUGGAUAGCCGAGCACGUCCCCGCCUUCCGGGUCCCAGGCACCCACGUUCACGUCCUCAGCUCACCUGAGCAGUUCUACCAGGCCAUGAAGACACGCAUCAACACUGCAGAGAGGCGUGUCGUGAUGGCCUCGCUGUACCUGGGAACCGGCCGUCUGGAGCAGGAGCUGGUGGACUGUAUGAAGGAAGCGCUUGAACGCUGCCAGGACUCCGGGACUGGACCCGGGCUCAGAGUGUCCGUGUUGCUGGACUACACGCGAGGAUCUCGAGGACAGACCAACUCCAGGACCAUGCUCCUGCCGCUGCUGCAGCGCUUCUCGUCGCGGAUGCGGGUUUCCCUGUACCACACUCCGGACCUGAGGGGGCUGCUGCGGCUUCUGGUUCCUCAGCGCUUCAACGAGACCAUCGGAGUCCAGCACAUCAAAGUCUACCUGUUUGACGACAGCGUGAUCAUCAGCGGGGCCAACCUCAGCGACUCGUACUUCACCAACAGACAGGACCGCUACGUGCUGCUGGAGAACUGCAGGGAGGUUGCAGACUUCUUCUCCGACCUGGUGGAGGCCGUCGGAGACGUUUCCCUGCAGCUUCAGCCCGACGACUCGGUGACGAUGCUGGAGGGCGCGGUGCACCCGUACAAAGGCAACAGAGACGAGUUCUCGGCGGCGGCGAGGCAGCGGAUCCUGGAGGUGGUGAACGGCGCCCGCGUGCGGCAGCAGCUGCUGAGCCGAGCGGAGGAGGACGAGGGGCUGAGCGAGGGCGAGGGCGAGGACGACACCUGGGUGUUCCCUCUGGUCCAAAUGAAGCCUCUAGGAAUCCAGGUGGACGAGCAGGUGACGCAGCGCCUGCUCCGAGACGCCGCCGCCGACUCCACCGUCUUCCUCACCUCGGGUUACUUCAACCUGACCCGGACCUACAUGCGCCUCCUUCUGGGUGCCGGCGCCGGCUACCGCAUCCUCACCGCUUCGCCCGAGGUCAACGGCUUCUUCGGAGCCAAGGGCGUCGCCGGAGCCAUCCCCGCCGCCUACAUCCACAUCGCCCGGCAGUUCUACGACCAGGUGUGCCGGCUGGGCCAGCAGGGCCGCGUGCGCCUGCACGAGUACCACCGGGCCCAGUGGACCUUCCACGCCAAAGGUCUGUGGUAUUACCUCCAGGGGCAGGACCGGCCUUGCCUCACUCUAAUUGGCUCCCCUAAUUUUGGUUACCGCUCAGUUCACCGCGACCUGGAGGCACAAAUCGCCAUAGUAACGGAAAAUGAGGAGCUGCAGAGCCAGCUGCAGGAGGAGCAGGAGAUGUUGUACCAGCGCUCCACCGAGGUGUCCGGCUCCACAUUCCAGCAGCCUGACCGCCACGUCAAGCUGUGGGUGAAGCUCGUCACUCCCCUCAUCAAGAAUUUCUUCUGAGAAGCCACGAGGGUUCUGGAGGUUCUGCUGGCUCUGGAUCGUCGGACCCUCCCAUGCAUCUGAGCUUGACAGGCUCACAGGAGCCGCUAUGUGGUGAAUGAAAGAGGUAAAUCCUCCUCUUUAUUUCAGCUCCAGACCUUUUGUUGGGUCGUUUAUGUAUGUCAUCUCACUGGACUUCUGCAGACUUUCCACAUAAAGUGUUGCGUGUAUAAAAGCAAUAGAGACAUAAUGAAGGCUGUGAUGGGAUCCAGACGGCUGAAGCUGCCUAACACUAGAGCUCUUGUGUGUUACAGCCGUAAUCAGCGUUAACUGUACAGUAAAUGUUAUGAAAUGGAAAAUUAAAGGACGACAACUUUUUAAAUGCU